CCUCCUCCUUAGACUCACAGGUGAAAAGACCACCACCAAAUGGGCGGAGGAUCAACACACAGCGGCGGUGGCGGAGGAAACAAAACCAAUCCUGAAUCAUCAUCUAUGGAUUCAUCAAAAGUUACUUCUGUUGCUAAACAAUUAUCUAAACUUAUUAGUACUGGUCACCGUUUCGAUUCUCGCCAGUUCAAUCUCUGUGUUUCCUUGGCUAGAGGUAUUGAUUAUGCAAUUGUGAAUAAUGAGAUUCCAGAUGGAGUUGAUGAGUUACCAUCACUUUUUAAACAGGUUUAUGAACAUAAUAAGAACGGGGUGUUACUUGAAGCAACUAGUAUGAUGCUGAUGGCUUCAUUGAAGAGUGCUUGUCGGAGUGGAUGGUUUCUGGCUAAAGAUGCUGAGGAGCUUCUUAAUUUUGCAAACGAGGUAAGUGUAAGCUUUUGCAAUCCGCCGGAUAUUGUCAUAGAACCAAGUAAUCCUCCACCAGUAAUCUCAAACAUUAUAAACAGAUUCUAUCCUUGGAUUAAGAUGACGCGCAUCUUCGCUUCCCUUGAAGUCAAGCCUGGAUAUGGGGCUUAUUUGCUUGAUUUCCAUGUCUUGAAAAAUGAGGCUACUAUACAUGAAAAGUUUCGGUUAUUUGUUGCUCAAACGGAUAACGUAGAUACAUCUUCUUGCCUUAUAACCCCGCAGCAAGCAAAUUUCUUGUUAAAUGGCAAGGGAAUACGAAGAAGGAUUAUUAAUUCAUUGGAUAAUCGGCCGCAGAUCCCGACAAAUGUGACGGCAAUGGUUGAAUAUGGAACAAAUCUCCUACAGGCUGUUGGAGACUUUAAUGGUAACUAUACCAUUAUCGUUGCUUUUACGAGUGAGGCUUCUAUUGAUACUCCAGAUCUACAACAUUAUGCACGACCACUUUCUGCUGUGAACAGUUUAGAUUCCGGGAUAGUCAAAGGGGUGUCGCGUAUAUCACUUAAUUGUCCAAUAAGCUCCCGACGAAUAUCUGUUCCAGCGAAGGGUCGACUCUGCGAGCACCAGCAGCAGUGCUUCGAUUAUGCAAAUUAUAUUAAGAUCAACUCAAGAAGACCCUCCUGGCGCUGCCCUCAGUGCAGUCAGUCAGUCUGCUACACAGACAUAUACAUCGAUCAACGUACGGUUGAAGUAUUGGAAGGCGUAGGAGAGAAUGUUUUGGAUGUUAUUAUCUCAGCAGACGGAUCCUGGAAACCUGUCAGGGAAACUGAUGAUCCUGCACAUAAACAAGAUAAAACCCUGGGGAAAGAAGGAGAUGAGCCCAACCAUUGCAUACCUGAAAGAUUAUCAGAAUCUGCCACAAAUGUUGUGGAAGGAAUUGACAAGAAUAUUGCAAUGGAUACUAGUGAAGCCGAAGAUAUAAAUCCAUUGGAAAACACUGUACAUUCGAAUGAGUCAAUGGAAUUUGAUAUUACUGAGAUCCAAAAUGAAGAUACAUUUUCUUUAGGAUUUCUCUUCUCCAGUUCUUCUGCCACUAGCAAUACAGUGACACCGAGCACAAGAUUAAAUCCAUGUGCGAUGGAUCCUAUUUUAGAGCCGUCUUCGACCAGUUUUACGCUGAUUCGAAUGCCAGAUGAUGCUGUUAUCCCUACACACAAUCGAGAUCCAUGGGAUGUGUGUGGGACCUCUCAAUCUUCAACUUAUUUAAGCUGCAACUACCCAAUUCCUGAUAAUUUAUCACUGCAGUCAUUAGGCUCAUCAAGAUUUUGGGAUUUGGUAAUGAACGGUGAUACAGGACGACAGAUACCUAGGAAUAUUACCAGAACCCAGAUAGCUGUUCAGGCACUCCCUGACCAGUCUCUAUUGAUGCAUUCUCGCGAACGAGCACAACCAAGCAUUGCGGACUCUGGUGGUGCAACGGAAACCCUGCAGCAACGGUUUUCAAGUUCGAAUAUGGAUGUGAAUUCUGCUUCAGACAUGUCUCCAACUCCACCUGGCUUUCCGCCGAUGACACAGAACUGGGUUCCCCGGUCUCACUUCCCUAGUCAGCCACCAGUUCAACAGACUGUUGGUCUUCCUGCACCUAGCCGAUUUCUCGGUUCCUACCAAAAUGACGUCAGGAUAUCGUCGAGUCAGACAAGUGAAGACCUCCAUAACCUUCAGCCAUCUCCAGGCACAAGAGUCUCCCAAAUGGCGAGUCCACCUAUAAUGGCUAGAGCGCCCCCUCAUUUAUCCCGUAUGCAAGGUCGGAAGGGAAGAUCACCCUCCGAUGUGGCUUCCCUACCAAAAGGCAAACAUUCUGUCAUGAUGUCUCAGCAGCCUGCCCAGAGUGAAAGAAUACUACCUCUUGUACCAUUUCAGCUUCAGCCUAGAAGAGGAUCAUCUUCCCUUAUGGCUGGUGGUGGGCAUAAAUCUUUAAUUGGAGAACAAAGAGAAGGAAACGUUGAGGCAGAAAAUCCAGAUUUUACAAGUGUUAGUAAGUCAUCAAAAGUGACCCCAGAUCAAAACUGGCGGCCGUCAGGAAGAAUGCGAGGCAGCUUAUCAGGCCGGUCGUAUUCUGGUGCUCUUAGCCAGUACAUAAUUCGACCAACCCAGGUAACAUCUUCAUCCACCAUCAAAGAUCCACCGGUAAAUCCAUCCUCAACUUUUAGUGGCAGUACUGGUGUGGCUAAAAUACCCUCGCACAUCGGCAACAAUUCUGACACGCAUGCACCUACUUCGGCAAACCAACUGAUGCAUGUAUAUCCAGAAGUAUGUGUUGAACUGGAGGUGGGUAGCAGUAAAUCUGAGCAAUAAAAUACUGAUGGUCUUCGA
This is a messenger RNA of Papaver somniferum (opium poppy), 2772 nucleotides long. RefSeq names its product E4 SUMO-protein ligase PIAL2-like. Bases 40 to 2754 code for a protein of 904 amino acids. Gene Ontology annotation, biological process: protein sumoylation. Gene Ontology annotation, molecular function: SUMO ligase activity; zinc ion binding. The transcript is spliced from 16 exons. NCBI's taxonomy places the organism in Eukaryota, Viridiplantae, Streptophyta, Magnoliopsida, Ranunculales, Papaveraceae. The record is from RefSeq and is a predicted model, not a curated record.